Messenger RNA from Gordionus sp. m RMFG-2023, 1449 nucleotides. RefSeq names its product large neutral amino acids transporter small subunit 1-like. The transcript is spliced from 9 exons. Lineage: Eukaryota; Metazoa; Nematomorpha; Gordioida; Chordodea; Parachordodidae. The record is from RefSeq and is a predicted model, not a curated record. Gene Ontology annotation, molecular function: L-amino acid transmembrane transporter activity. Gene Ontology annotation, biological process: amino acid transmembrane transport. Bases 1 to 1449 code for a protein of 482 amino acids. Gene Ontology annotation, cellular component: membrane.
AUGCCUUCUAGCAUUCCUGACAUCAUUCCAUUAAACAUUAAGAGAAAUUCUUCGCUUUCUCCACAAAGAGAGAAUCUAUCUCCUAUAACUCUCAAAAAGAGUAUAGGUUUGUCUAGUGGAGUGGCUAUGAUAGUAGGAACAGUUAUUGGUUCAGGAAUAUUUGUAUCACCGUCAGGCGUAGUCAAGGAAACAGGGUCAUCGGGUUCUGCCUUGAUUGUGUGGGCAGCAGCGGGCUUGUUUUGUGGCAUAGGUGCGAAAUGUUAUGCAGAGCUGGGCACAAGCAUCCUUAGAUCAGGUGGAGACUAUGCAUAUUCUCAGGAGGCCUUUGGAUCAUUGCCCGCCUUUCUAUAUUUAUGGUCAGCCCUGCUCGUUAUCAUCCCUGCUGGAAACGCUAUCAUUGCUUUAACAUUCGCUAAUUAUUUGGUGAGACCUUUUAUUUCUGAUGCUUUUGAGGAUUGCGCGACCCCUCACAGAAUUGGAGUCAUUCUAAUUUCUAUUUCUAGCAUAGGUUUAUUAACGUUCAUAAACUGUUAUAACGUGAGAUGGGCAACUCGAUUGCAGAAUAUUUUAACAAUGGCUAAGUUGGGUGCAUUGGCUUUUAUUAUGACUCUCGGACUUCUAAAUAUCUCCAAAGGUAAAUAUGAAUAUCUAAAAAUUUCGACGUUAUUUAAAGGAACAACUGUUGACAUCGGAAAACUAUCUUUGUCCUUCUAUUCCGCCUUCUUUUCAUAUUCCGGAUGGAAUUAUUUAAAUUUUGCUCUUGAAGAAAUCAAUAACCCAUACAAGAAUUUGCCUAGAGCAAUUAACAUAUCCAUACCUCUGAUUACUAUAGUUUAUUUGUUGACAAAUAUUUCAUAUUUCACCGUUCUAUCGCCCUUUGAGAUGGAGACUUCCAAAGCAGUGGCAGUCACUUUCGCUAAAAACUCACCUGGAAGUUUGACUUGGAUUAUUCAACUUUUUGUAUCUGCUUCUACGUUAGGAAGCCUGAAUGGUUGUCUUUUUACUUCUUCCAGAUUAUUCUUUGUAGGAGCUCGAGCUCGUCAUUUACCAGAAUGUGUGGCAAUGAUUAAUAUAAACAAAUUUAGCCCUAUUCCAGCUAUACUAUUUACGGCUUUGAUGUCAAUAUUGAUGUGCAUAUUUGAGGAUAUUUUAGCACUCAUAAACUAUUUGAGUUUUGUGGAAUCGGUAUUUGUAGGCUUUUCGGUUGCAGCUCUCUUAUGGUUAAGAUUUAAAAAUCCUGAGAUGUAUCGACCUAUCAAAGUCAAUCUUAUUUUACCCGUAUUAUUCUUCUUAAUGUGCAUAUUCUUGGUACUUCUCCCUCUUGUAACUAGUCCAGAAAUUUGUGGUAUUGGACUCUUAAUGAUCUUAGCCGGUAUUCCCAUAUAUUAUUGCACUAUUGAGUUUAAGAAAAUGCCAAAAUGGAUUAAAAAUAUCUUUAACAGUAAUUAA